This is a messenger RNA of Paramecium octaurelia, 430 nucleotides long. Lineage: Eukaryota; Ciliophora; Oligohymenophorea; Peniculida; Parameciidae. The record is from the annotation of a GenBank genome assembly.
AUAUUUAGACGGAAUUUAUUGAUAUCGUUUUUAAAUUGAAGUGUUAAAUUUAUAUGCAUUUUUACAAAGUGUCAAGAGUUUACGGUUGCCCCAUAAAAAAUACGUAUAUUUAUUAAGGAUUAGUAAAAUAAUAUUAGAUUUGUGAGGCCUUUGGCUUUUGUGAAGUGAAUAUUUUUAAUAAAAUAUUUUUCCAAUUUACUUAUCCGUCAAUAUCUAAAUUAAGAUGAGUUCGAAGGAGGAAAGCAGAGGAUCUGAAAAGUAAGGAAUUGGUAGAGUUGAGAUCUCGGAGGAACCUUAAACUGUGAUUUGGAGUGGGCAGAGUAAUAUUGAAAUUUAGAUUUUGGUUGAUAAAUCAUUGGGAGAUUCGAUGUCAUAUCAGGAUGUUUUGAAAUACAAGAGUAUCCUGGCAAGAAAGAUCCUAGGAUAGUGA